UUGUAGAGGCAUUUUCUGGCGCUCCACCUGUGGUCACACUGAACACGAGUUUCAAUUUAUUCUGGAAAUGGAGAUUGACUUGGGAUUUGCGGAGAAAAGCGACGAUGGCGCCUGGCUGAGCAACCGCUACUUCCCCAGCAAGCUGGGCGGCCAGCCCGCCUGGCUGGAACUGGAAGCCCUGCCGCCCACGUCGCAGCUGCAGUGCAGCAAGUGCCAGGGGCCCAAAUCCUUCCUGGCUCAGCUCUACGCUCCCUUCGACGACGAGUUCAACUUUCACCGGUCCAUCUAUGUGUUCCUGUGCCGGAAUCCCGACUGCCAGGAGGCUCAAAGUGCAGGCAAUUUCACAGUACUGAGGUCGCAGUUGCCUCGGAAGAACAAGUUCUUUUCGGAGGAAGAGCCGAGCGACGUGGGAGAACCCCUGCCCGCCGUUCCCUGCCCGAAGAAGCUGUGCGCCGCCUGUGGUUGCCAUGCUCCCCACGUCUGCAGUAAAUGCAAGGCCAUCCACUACUGCUCAUCGGAGCACCAGAGGGCCCACUGGCCGCAGCACAAGCCGAACUGCGGGGCACCAGGUGCAGCCAACGUGAAGCCCUUGACACAAAUCGUGUUCCCAGAAUUUGAGAUUGUAAUGGACAGCAAUCCCGUGGAAUCUGGCGAAGACGACAAGAACGACGAGGCACGUUUGGCGGAGUUCCAGGAGCUGGAGGCCAGUGGAAAGACGGGCGACCUGAGCAAUGUUUCCGAGGCGGAGAUGGACAAGUACUUUGGAAACUCCGCGGCCGCCGAUGACAAGACCUUCAGACAGUUUAAAAAGCAAACGGCAGCCGAACCCGAUCAGAUUGUGCGCUACAAACGUGGAGGUCAGCCACUCUGGAUCACCAAUACAGCCAAAACGGUGGAGGACCAACUAAAGAAGCUGCCCAACUGCACCACUUGCGGAGGAAGCCGUCAGUUCGAGUUCCAGAUCAUGCCGCAAGCACUGACUCUUUUAGAGGACGAAAACCUCGACUGGGGCGUCCUGGCCGUCUACACUUGCGCCAAGAGCUGCCCCAUCGAUGGCUACGUGGAGGAGCUUCUUAUCAAGCAGGACAUUGUGGAGGAGGAACAGAGUUGACAUUAAAAUGCGUACAUUUAAA
This is a messenger RNA of Drosophila santomea, 1133 nucleotides long. It is a transcript of the gene Zfrp8, whose product is annotated as programmed cell death protein 2. The coding region runs from base 68 to 1111 and encodes 347 amino acids. The record is from RefSeq and is a predicted model, not a curated record. Lineage: Eukaryota; Metazoa; Arthropoda; Insecta; Diptera; Drosophilidae. Gene Ontology annotation, cellular component: nucleus; cytoplasm. The transcript is spliced from 3 exons.